GCUCAUUAAUGUUCUUUUUAAAUCUUAAAACCUUAGAGGUUUUGAUGGUUUUGAAGAGAAUGGCCACCAUAACAUAUGUUGGUGUGCUGAACUUUUGGAAGUGAUACUGCCAAGUGUGUAUAAUUUCAUUAUUCAUUAUGCCAAUUGAAUUGAAGGGAUUGGGCAAGUUCACCUUAGUUCUCGUAUUUGUUGACCAUGAUCUUUCUGUCCACUGAACUACUCUAGAAAGCAGGUUUCAGGUUUGGUAUAUAAUAUGUUCAUGCGAAGGUACGAAAUGGUUGGCUGAUAAAUCUCUUUGAUGAAAUCUUGAUAUGAGUAGUUAAUUCAUUAAUUUGAUAAAUCUCGUUAUGUUUUGGUAAAUCGUUGGCUUAUAAAUCUUGAUAUGAGUAGUUAAUUCAUUAAUCAAAGGCUAAACGAAGCAGUUGGAGAUCAUGAAUGUUGACACUAUCCAACAAAUUUUCACCAAACAGGACUUAUAUAAAGUCGUUGUGUUUAGCCUAAGCCAAUUAUCUUUGCAUGUCAAAGAUAUUUGGCUCUUCAUCGUCUACAAAUGCAAAACUUAGGGGUGAUUCUCCUCCAUGGCUCCUUCAUGGGUUCAAGAGCUCCAUUUUCCCCAACUCAACAUACCCAUUACCAUUAAUCACAUCUCCCCAGUACUUCCUGCAGGUCCUAUCCCAGUCACUCCUGGUCAAACCCUAUACCUCUCUAAUCUUGAUGACAUGAUUGGAUCUCGUGUUUUUACUCCAACAGUCUACUUCUACCCAUCAUAUCACAACAAGCCAGUAAUGCAGACCCUAUAUAAUGCUCUUUCUAGUGUCUUAGUCCCCUAUUAUCCUUUGUCUGGUAGGCUCCGAGAGACAGAAAAUGGAAAACUAGAAGUUUUUUUUGGACCAAAACAAGGCGCUCUCAUGGUGGAAGCUCGCUCUGAAAUGGCCUUAGCUCAAUUAGGUGACCUCACAGUACCGAACCCAGCAUGGACACCACUGAUCUUUCGAUUUCCAAAUGAAGAUCCUUACAAAGUUCUAGACAUGCCUUUGGUGAUAGCUCAGGUAACUUUGUUUAGCUGUGGAGGAUUUAGUAUUGGUUUGAGACUAUGUCAUUGCCUUUGUGAUGGUCUUGGAGCCAUGCAAUUUAUAAACUCAUGGGCUGAAACUGCAAAAAUAGGAAAACUAGUCACAAAUCCUAAGCCAUGUUGGGAUAGAGAGUUCUUCAAACCACGUAAACCACCUCUAAUCAAAUACCCUCAUGUAGAGUUUAUGAGAAUCGAUGAUGGUUCGAGUCUCACCACGACCAUAUCUCGAGAUAAGACGAUUCAAAAGUGUUAUAGAAUCAGCCAUGAUUUUCAAUCUCGACUCAAAAUAUUAGCUCAAGAGAGCUCACUAUGUUCUACCUUCGAUGCCAUGGCAGCUCAUAUUUGGAGAUCUUGGGUUAAAGCAUUGGAUGUAAGACCAACAAAUUACGAGCUGAGGUUGACAUUUUCAGUCAAUGCACGACCUAAGCUAAAGAACCCUCCACUGAAAGAAGGUUUUUAUGGCAAUGUUGUCUGUGUAGCUUGUGCCACAAGUACUGUUUCAAAGCUUGUCACAGGUAGUUUUGCUGAAACAGUGCGUUCAAUAGGUGAGGCUCGACGGGGGAUCUCAGAAGAGUAUUUGAGGUCUACUGUUGACUAUGUCGAGGUAAAACGACCAAGAAGGUUAGAAUUUGGUGGAAAGUUAACUGUAACUCAAUGGACACGAUUUUCACUUUAUGAGUCUGCAGAUUUUGGAUGGGGUAGGCCAAUAUAUGCUGGUCCUAUUGAUUUAACUCCCACACCCCAAGUUUGUGUUCUUUUGCCUGAAGGUGAGGCAAAUCUUAUUGGCAGUAGUGGUUGUGGUGGUGCAAUGAUUGUAUGUAUUUGCUUACCAGAAUAUGCUAUUGAUAAAUUUACUAAACUUUUAAGUACGGAAAAUAUUUGAAAGUUAAAAUGUUGUAAGAGUUUGUUCGAUUGAAAAUAAGCAAUAUGACAAAAUUGAGGCAAUCUUAUAUAAAAAAAACUAGUAGAAAUUGUCCAUAAAUUUUGUAUUAAUCUUUGAUUUAGUAAUACUGUUUUUUGAGUACUUCACUACAUCAUUGCUAUGGUAUGGUGCAUUUUCUUUCGACUCAGAGGAUUAUAGAUUAAAUACUGUUUGUUAUUAAUAACAGGUCAAAGUAUCUUUCAUUAAAA
This is a messenger RNA of Cannabis sativa, 2203 nucleotides long. Its product is annotated as omega-hydroxypalmitate O-feruloyl transferase. The record is from RefSeq and is a predicted model, not a curated record. The transcript has a single exon. NCBI's taxonomy places the organism in Eukaryota, Viridiplantae, Streptophyta, Magnoliopsida, Rosales, Cannabaceae. Bases 579 to 1955 code for a protein of 458 amino acids. Gene Ontology annotation, molecular function: acyltransferase activity, transferring groups other than amino-acyl groups.